GCCCCCUAGUGCUGCCGGCCCCGCACCCAGCCCAGUGCCCAGGAGAGGAGAUGGGCGCAGGACGGGGUGUCCCCAUGGCCCAGCUGGCCCUGCUCACCCUGCUGGCCCUGCCGGGCACCGGGGCAGUGACAGUGGAACACAUGAUCUCCCAGGCAGAGUUUUACCAGCGGAUGGAGCAGUCCCAGCAGGUGUCCGGGGAGUUCAUGUUUGAGUUCGACCAGGACGAGAUCUUCUACGUGGACCUAGAGAAGAAGGAGACGGUCUGGCGCCUGCCCGACUUCGGCAAGUUCACCAGCUUUGAGGCGCAGGGCGCCCUGGGCAACGCAGCUGCGGGCAAAGUGAAUCUGGAGACUCUUAUCAAAAUCUUCAACCACACACGGGCCCAGAAUGUGCCCCCUGAGGUGACCGUGUUCCCCGAAGACCCCGUGGAGCUGGGGGAGCCCAACGUCCUGAUCUGCUUCGUGGACAAGUUCUCCCCGCCCGCGCUCAGCGUGACGUGGCUGAAGAACGGGCAGGAGGUGACGGGGGGCGUCUACGAGACCGACUUCUACCCCCGCCAGGACAACUCCUUCCGCAAGUUCUCCUACCUGCCCUUCCUCCCCAGCCAGGGCGACUUCUACGACUGCCGGGUGGAGCACUGGGGGCUGGCUGAGACCUUCACGAAGCACUGGGAAGCCCAGGUGCCCACCCCCAUCCCCGAGACCACAGAGACCCUGGUGUGAGCCCUGGGCCUGGCCGUGGGCAUCAUUGGCAUCAUCGCGGGCACCAUCCUCAUCAUCAAGGGGAUGAAGAUGAACGCCGCCCGCAACCCGCGGGGCCCCUUAUAAACACGGGGAGGAGCCGGGGCCCCCAAACCCCUCAGGUGCCUUCAUGAGACUCACUCGCACACCCCCCCCCCCGCAAGAUCUGUCCCCAGCAUCCCUGCUCCGCUCCCAUUGGUGCCAGCUGCUGUAUCCAGGCGGGAGCCCCCCCGGCCCUUUAAUCGCAACAACUCAACCUGCUAGAGACUCACUGGGGAGCCGGACCCUCGGGCUGCCCCCGCCCCCCUCUGCUGGGCUUGGGGGGGGCACCUAUCCAUGCAAAGGGCUGCUGCCCCAUGGGGCUGGGAACAGGGGUUGUCCCUUGUCACGGGGCAGCAGGGCCCAUGGGGCUGAUCCAAACCCCACUGCCAUGAUGGGGAAGGUUUCUCUUGACUCCAGUGGGGGCUGGAUUGGGCCCUGAUCCUGGCCGCUAUUGGCCAGAGGCUGCUGUCAGUCACUCCAGGUAAAGCCCCUCCAGCCAUUACCCAGAAGGCUUUGGGCCAGAUUUGGCCAUUCCAGGGCAAUGGGGUCCCUGCGGGGCAGGAUUGGGCCCAUGGCAGUGGGGUGGGGGAGGGGGGCAGCACCCGUGUGCGGCUUCUCCAGUGCGGGGUCUGUGUGGGAAGGGCCCAGUCCCUGUACAGCCCCCGCCCUGUGCCCCAGGUGUGUCACAGCCCUGCGCCCCCCAUCUCACUCUGCAGCUUU
Molecule: messenger RNA, 1502 nt
Organism: Mauremys reevesii (Reeves's turtle)
Lineage: Eukaryota; Metazoa; Chordata; Testudines; Geoemydidae
Product: HLA class II histocompatibility antigen, DR alpha chain-like
Exons: 5
Coding region: 51-722 (223 amino acids)
Biological process (GO): immunoglobulin production involved in immunoglobulin-mediated immune response; immune response; antigen processing and presentation of exogenous peptide antigen via MHC class II
Cellular component (GO): MHC class II protein complex; membrane
Molecular function (GO): MHC class II protein complex binding
Source: RefSeq, a predicted model, not a curated record